This is a messenger RNA of Sorghum bicolor (sorghum), 2378 nucleotides long. RefSeq names its product cysteine-rich receptor-like protein kinase 25. Gene Ontology annotation, molecular function: protein kinase activity; ATP binding. The record is from RefSeq and is a predicted model, not a curated record. Gene Ontology annotation, biological process: protein phosphorylation. The transcript is spliced from 7 exons. Bases 29 to 2122 code for a protein of 697 amino acids. NCBI's taxonomy places the organism in Eukaryota, Viridiplantae, Streptophyta, Magnoliopsida, Poales, Poaceae.
GCGAGCCAGCAACCUGCAGUGUACUAGCAUGCAGUCACCAUCCUCCGGAUCGGGAGCCAUGUGGAACCUCCUCCCCCUCCUCUUCAUCAGCUCGUCCCUGCUCGUCGCCACGGCCAACGCCGACGACCCAUGGUACACCGACUGCCCGAGCAACACCAACUACACGCGCGGCAGCGCGUUCCAGGCCAACCUCGACGCACUCCUCUCCUCCCUCCCCGCCGCCGCGGCCGCGUCGUCCGGGUUCGCCGACAACGUCACCGGCGGGGCGCCCGGCCAGCAGCAGGCGUACGGCCUCGCGCAGUGCCGCGGCGACGUCAACGCGUCGGCGUGCCUCGCCUGCCUCGACGGCUCGGCGCGCCACAUGGCCGGCACCUGCCCUGGCCAGAAGGAACGCAUGCUCAUCUACGACGAGUGCCUGCUGCGGCACUCCAACGAGAGCUUCUUCGGCGUCGCCGACUCGUCGGUGAGGCUCUGGGCGUGGAACGCGCAGAACGCGACGCGGCCGGAGGAGUUCACGUCGCGGCUCGGCGCGCUGAUGGGCAACCUCACGGCGACGGCGGCGUUCGCGUCCCCGCGGAUGUUCGCGGCCGGGGAGACCGCCGUCACGCCGUUCGUGAACAUCUUCGGCAUGGCGCAGUGCACGCGGGACCUCGCCGCCGAUGACUGCAACCGCUGCCUCGUCAACGCCGUCGCGUUCAUCCCGAACUGCUGCGACGGAAAGCAGGGCGGCCGGGUCAUCGGGCGGAGCUGCUCCAUCCGGUUCGAGGUGUACCCGUUCUACAACGUCCAGGCUGCCCAGGAGGCCAUGGCCAUGUCGCCGGCCGCCGCCCCGGUUCCCGGAGGUGGGCCGAUCAACGGCAGCAACCACUCCGUGCCCGGAAACACCGGGGGCAAUCACACGGUCAGGAACAGGACAGCUCUUCUUGUGUCAAUUCCUGCUGCUGUCACGCUGCUGGUGCUGUUGCUAGUCGCUCUCUAUCUCUGCAAGAGGAACAGAAAGCCACGCAGGGAUGUGCAGGUUGCAAGCGUCAGAAAUGAAGAAGAAGCAGAUGGCAUGGCAAGUUCAGAAUCUCUCCUAUAUAAUUUGAGCACCCUACGAGCUGCCACCGACAACUUUUCAGUGGAAAACAAGCUUGGGGAAGGCGGGUUUGGACCAGUUUACAAAGGCACACUGCAAGACGGCCAGGAGAUUGCAGUGAAGAGGCUGUCAGCAACUUCGCAGCAGGGACAGGUGGAGAUGAAGAACGAGGUGGUCCUUUUGGCGAAGCUCCAGCAUAGGAACUUGGUGCGCCUGCUCGGGUGCUGCAUCGAGGAACACGAGAGGCUCCUCGUCUACGAGUUCCUCACCAACAACAGCCUCGACAAAAUCCUCUUUGAUCCUGUACGGCAGGAGGAGCUAGGCUGGGGACUGAGGCAUAAGAUCAUCGAGGGGAUUAGCCGAGGUCUCCUUUACCUCCAUGAGGACUCGAGGCUUACCAUCAUCCACCGCGAUCUCAAGGCCAGCAACAUCUUGCUGGACGCGAACAUGAACCCCAAGAUCUCCGACUUCGGCCUGGCCAAGCUAUUCAGCAUCGACUCCAGUGUAGGAAACACCAGCCGCAUUGCUGGAACAUACGGGUACAUGUCGCCGGAGUACGCCCUGCAUGGCAUCUUCUCGGCCAAAUCGGACGUAUUCAGCUACGGUGUCCUUAUCCUCGAGAUCGUCACCGGACGACGCAACGCGUACACGCAUGCUUCCGGACCCUCUGAAGAUCUUCUUACCUAUGUUUGGAAGCAGUGGAGCCGCGGGAGCGUGCAGCCGCUGCUGGAGGGGUGCCCCGACGAGGGGCGCCGGCCGCAGGAGAUGCUGAGGUGCAUCCACAUCGGUUUGCUCUGCGUCCAGGAGGACCCGCACCUCCGCCCCAGCAUGGCAUCAGUCGUCGUCAUGCUCAAUAGCCGAUCCAUCACGCUGCCGGCGCCCGCCGCGCCAGCCUUCGUGGUGCCAGGCCAUGGUCUCACGGUGACCGCGGACGGGGUGCCUGUGACGGGGACGGAUCUCAACGGUGCGAGGGCGGUGCCAGCAGCUCGGGGACCAUCCAUGUCUAUCAAUGAAGCCUCCUAUACUCACUUGGAGCCACGUUGAGGGCAUGUGAAACCCAUAGACAUGUAUCGUCGUCUGUAAGAGUCUCAAAUCUAGCAUGCAGAUAGCUAUAAAGAUAGGUCAUACACUUGAGAGAUUAUUUCACUGUUUGUAAACUGUUCAAUGUUUUCUACGUAGCCAGGGUCAAUCAUGAAUACUAUUUUGUAUAUCAUUGUAUUGCUAUUUGAUAUAAAACAAAUCAAGCAUACAUGAUUACAAUGUUUGUUUUAAACCAUCAAAUUAAAUCAUAUAGUUUAUA